CCCCCAACUAAGAUUAAUGUCUGUUUCCCAUAAGCCGAUUCGUUAGAAGGCUCCUCUUUCUUUUUCUUUUCUUUAUUAAGGCUCCAUCCAGGAGCUACGGCCGUACCUAUAGCGGUGUGCACCUUUCCCUCGCCAGCCUUUCCACUAGUGACAAGGAUUGGUAAGCGGCGGGAGGGAGGCCGCCGUCGAAAGUGCCGACGCCAUCUCUGGCCUUAACCCCAACCCGGUGGGAAGGAUCAAGAUGGCGUGUCUGCUGGAGACCCCAAUCCGCAUGAGCGUCCUUUCGGAAGUGACAGCUAGCAGUCGCCACUAUGUUGACAGGCUAUUUGACCCUGAUCCCCAGAAAGUCCUACAAGGUGUUAUAGACAUGAAAAAUGCUGUAAUUGGAAACAACAAACAGAAAGCCAACCUUAUUGUUUUAGGAGCAGUUCCAAGACUUUUAUAUCUGCUUCAGCAAGAAACUUCAAGCACAGAGCUAAAAACUGAAUGUGCCGUAGUGUUGGGAAGUCUUGCUAUGGGGACUGAAAACAAUGUCAAGUCUCUCCUGGACUGCCAUAUUAUUCCUGCCUUGCUGCAAGGAUUACUAUCACAAGAUUUGAAGUUCAUUGAAGCUUGCCUUAGAUGCCUUCGUACUAUUUUUACCAGUCCAGUCACCCCAGAGGAGCUGCUUUAUACAGAUGCUACAGUUAUUCCCCACCUUAUGGCACUACUCGGUAGAUCUCGUUAUACGCAAGAAUACAUUUGUCAGAUCUUCUCUCAUUGCUGCAAAGCACCAGAUCAUCAAACAAUUUUAUUUAACCAUGGAGCAGUACAGAAUAUAGCUCAUCUGCUAACUUCAGUGUCAUACAAAAUAAAGAAACUAAGACUGAGAGAGGUUAAGUGCUUUGCUCAAGAUCAUACAAGCAAUAAACAUCAGAACCAGGUUCGAAUGCAAGCACUGAAAUGCUUCUCAGUUCUAGCUUUUGAAAACCCCCAGGUAUCCAUGACCCUUGUAAAUGUUUUGGUUGAUGGAGAAUUACUACCCCAGAUUUUUGUGAAGAUGUUACAGAGGGAUAAGCCUAUUGAAAUGCAACUCACAUCAGCAAAAUGCUUAACAUAUAUGUGCAGAGCUGGAGCAAUUCGGACAGAUGACAAUUGUAUUGUAUUAAAGACUUUGCCUUGUUUGGUUCGAAUGUGCAGUAAGGAAAGAUUGCUAGAGGAGCGAGUUGAAGGAGCUGAAACACUUGCCUAUCUGAUUGAACCAGAUGUUGAACUACAAAGAAUUGCUAGCAUAACAGAUCACCUAAUUGCCAUGCUUGCUGAUUACUUCAAAUAUCCCAGUUCAGUCAGUGCAAUCACUGAUAUUAAAAGGCUUGACCAUGAUUUAAAGCAUGCUCAUGAACUUCGCCAGGCUGCUUUCAAGCUUUAUGCCUCUCUUGGAGCUAAUGAUGAAGACAUCCGGAAGAAGAUCAUUGAGACUGAAAAUAUGAUGGACCGAAUUGUGAAUGGCUUGUCUGAGUCUAGUAUCAAGGUGCGGUUAGCUGCAGUCAGAUGUUUGCACAGUUUAUCCAGGUCUGUGCAGCAGCUUCGAACCAGUUUUCAGGAUCAUGCAGUGUGGAAACCUUUAAUGAAGGUUUUACAAAAUGCACCAGAUGAAAUUUUAGUGGUAGCAUCUUCCAUGCUGUGUAAUCUACUGCUUGAAUUCUCUCCAAGCAAAGAGCCUAUUUUAGAAUCAGGAGCCAUAGAGUUACUUUGUGGUUUAACCCAAAGUGAAAAUCCUGCUUUACGAGUGAAUGGGAUUUGGGCUUUAAUGAAUAUGGCAUUUCAGGCAGAACAAAAAAUAAAAGCAGAUAUUUUACGAAGUUUAAGUACCGAGCAAUUAUUCCAGUUGUUAUCAGAUUCAGACUUGAAUGUGUUAAUGAAGACUUUGGGACUUCUCAGAAAUCUCCUUUCCACUCGCCCACAUAUAGACAAGAUAAUGAGUACUCAUGGAAAGCAAAUUAUGCAAGCUGUCACUCUUAUUCUGGAAGGGGAGCAUAAUAUAGAAGUCGAAGAGCAGACAUUAUGUAUAUUGGCCAAUAUAGCAGAUGGAACAACAGCAAAAGAACUCAUUAUGUCCAAUGAUGACAUUUUGCAGAAAAUUAAGUAUUACAUGGGUCAUUCACAUGUUAAACUACAGCUUGCUGCCAUGUUUUGUAUAUCAAAUCUUGUAUGGAAUGAAGAAGAAGGUUCACAAGAACGGCAAGAUAAAUUACGAGAUAUUGGCAUUGUAGAUAUUCUACACAAACUCAGCCAAUCACCAGAUACAAACCUAUGUGAUAAAGCAAAGACAGCACUGCAGCAGUACCUUGCGUGAUGGGAGACCCAGCGAGUCUUCAGGCCCCUCUCCCCUCCCGUUUGUUUAAGGAGUAACAGGAAAUAGCCUCAUUGGGUUCCUUAUAUUUGCACAAGUCACCUUGGACUGAGUUUCUCUCACGUGCAGGGAGCUGUUUUGCAAAAGCAAUUUAGUAGAAUAGAUCUCAGAUACAUCUUGAGAACCUUCUUCAAGGUAGUAACUUACUCAGAGGACUAUUGUGUUUAUUUUUUCCUGAGCUACCUGGACUCUAUUAGAACAAUCAAUUGUCAUUUUCCUUUGGACCUACAAUUUUUUGCCUAUGCUGCAGCCACUUUGUGUGUGAAUGUGUGUGUGUGUGUGUGUGUGUGUGUGUGUGUAAAUGUGUGUUUGCGUGUGUAUGAAUGUAUGAGGGAAUACCUCAGAAUUUUGUUUUCUUAUUUUAUGUGUGAAAAUCUCUUUUCUACAGAUUUUCCAGGGUUUAAGCAUUGCUUGCUGUAUGAAAACUUUACUGAAUUAUAUACAGUUUGAAUGAUAUGUUAUUUUAAAAACAAAAAUUUGUUAAGUGUUCCAUAAAGGUUAUGUUGAAUUUUGGUCAGAUGAAUAUUUGUAAGUAAAAAUAUAUGCAUUUCUGAACCUCAAACUUAACUUACAUAUAUUUCCUUUUAAGAAAGAGAGAGAGAGAAAGAAAGAAAGAGGUUGAGAGAGAAAGAAAGAAAGAAAAUAUGGCUCUAGAUGACCUGAAUCACAGGCAAUAUUAAUGGUGCUAGCUAGCAUCUUACUGCCGCACAAUAUUAGCAGGUACUAGGGGCUCUUUCAGCCCAAUUAAGUUCUCAGGCUUCCUAAGUAAAGGGAUGGGGUAACUCUCCUUAAGGUUUUGAAAAUAUCCAAGGGGAAAUGUCAUGGUACUACUGAUAGUGAUGCUUCUGUGGCAAAGCACUGUGAGAGAAGAACCAGUGGGUUCAGUGCCAGCACUCACUAGGGAACUUGCCAGUCACAUUUGAAGAUCCAGAUCUCCUGCACUUAUGUGUACAAGUCUUAGGAUCGGCAUGGUAAGUGACAGCUGUUGGACAGUGAUUAGGCAAGACCGUUUCAGACCAGGUCAUUUCUUAGAAAUGCUGUCAGAAUCAAAAGGAAGGAAUCUGGCAAGUCUGAGUUUGAAGAUUCAUUGCAUCCUAAUAUUUGCACUUCCUACAGAAUAUAUCACUGUGAAAUGAAUUUGUUUUCUCCAAAGUUAAGCUAUUUCAGGAGGCUCAAGGUAAAGAGUUAAACAGUUUAAAAAGAAGUCUUUCUCAAGAGCAUUGCUAAGCAUAAUUAGCAUUUUGUAGCCAGGAAUUGAAACAUAAUGUGCUUUUAUGAAAGAGAUCAGGGCUUUAGUAACUGGUGCAAUCAGGCACCUUUAUGAAUAACGAUGGAGAACUUAAUGUCCAGAGAAGGAAGAGAAAAUAUCUUCAUGAUGACUGAAGAUGAUGUAUUCUCUCUGCACAAUAUAUGUAUCUUGUCUUUUUAAUAGCUUUUAGCUUAAAAUGUUCUCCAAGCUGUGGCUUAACUUGUCCCCAGAUGUUUACAUAAAACAUAAUGCAAGUUACAAUGGACUAUUAGAGGGAGAAAUCUAGCUCUUAUUUUCCUUCAAAUAAAAGAUCUCUUGAAGAAGGAAACCAGGUUUGCAAACCUGGAUGAGUCUACAAUUUGAGUCAAAGAAAAAAAUCUGGGAUUUCACUACCCAAUUCUGUCAAAUAUUACUAGGAUAUAAACUACUCUGUUACUAUCCAGCACUUUCCUUUAUAGAGUUAAUCUGUUUGGUUAAAAUAGAGCAUUUUCCAAAAAGUGCAUUUAACCUCAUUUUUUUCCCUACUCUGAAUGUGGCCACCUAGAGAUCCCCUGAUUUAAAUGCAGAGAUAAUGAAUGUUUAUUCCUUCAGGACAUCAAUGAAAAAAAGUCUUUUAAAAUAAACAUCUGGAUUUUGCAGAGAGAUCAAAAUGCAAAUAUGGGAAAACCUGGGGGUAUUUUUUUAAAAUCUAGUUUCUUGGAAAUAAAGCCUUAUUUUAAAACACAUUCAACUGAUGACAGUUUUUCUGGCACUAAAAACAUCCUUAAUUCAAACUUUUAAUGUGAAACAGUCCAAAGUUAGUAUCCAAUUAAAACAGACCAACAAUAAAAUGCUAAGACAAUCUAGACAUCACAUGGAAAGAAAAAAAAGUAUUUUUCCAGAAUAACAUCAGUAGACUAAAAGUCCACUAAAUAGCAUUUUCAAUCUCAAACUAUGUGAACUGAUAUUGCCUAUGGAUGUAUACAAAUAGGAAAAUUAAAAGUGCUUUACCAUAAACUAGCUCUUCUGAAUUUCAUGAAAAAAAUGUAUUUAUUAUGAUAGUACUGGUUUCUGCAUUACACGAAAUUUUUAGUCUGCAAGACACUGGCAACAGUGGAAAAUGGUCUUGUGUAUAUAGCCCAAGUUCUUAACUAAGCUUCUCAACAAUCUUUAAUACUGCUUUCUGUUUCUCCUUUUUUCUGUAAUCCAGGAUUUAUGAACUAGAAAAGAAUGUCCAAUUUAAUAAGUUGCAUUUAUUUCCUGAAGCACUUUAUUGAGAACGAUAAAUGUUCGGUAGUAUUUGGAUAAAAUUAUGACUUUUAACACAUUCUAAUAAAGCCAAGCAAAAUCACA
This is a messenger RNA of Phascolarctos cinereus (koala), 4973 nucleotides long. RefSeq names its product armadillo repeat containing 8 (gene ARMC8). Gene Ontology annotation, molecular function: protein binding. Gene Ontology annotation, biological process: proteasome-mediated ubiquitin-dependent protein catabolic process. The record is from RefSeq and is a predicted model, not a curated record. Gene Ontology annotation, cellular component: GID complex. Lineage: Eukaryota; Metazoa; Chordata; Mammalia; Diprotodontia; Phascolarctidae.